Messenger RNA from Penicillium samsonianum, 249 nucleotides. RefSeq lists its product as uncharacterized. Bases 1 to 249 code for a protein of 82 amino acids. Lineage: Eukaryota; Fungi; Ascomycota; Eurotiomycetes; Eurotiales; Aspergillaceae. The record is from RefSeq and is a predicted model, not a curated record. The transcript is spliced from 2 exons.
AUGACCAACGCAUUAGACUCUGAAACCAGCAAGCCUUGGCCAGGCCUACGUGCCUUUGCUGUGACUCUGGCUGUUAUUACAAUGUCACUCUUUGGAGCUUUACGGCACAACAUGGGCUCGAUAUACUAUAUUAUCAUCGGCAUCCCAGGAAUCUGGUCCCUAGUCAACUGUAUUCUAAUCGCCCUCAAGCGGCCCGUCCACCCCGGUGCCCAUAUUGUUCGGGAUCUCAUCCUCACGGUUGCUCUAUAA